Messenger RNA from Necator americanus (New World hookworm), 909 nucleotides. RefSeq lists its product as uncharacterized. The record is from RefSeq and is a predicted model, not a curated record. The transcript has 2 exons. Bases 1 to 909 code for a protein of 302 amino acids. Lineage: Eukaryota; Metazoa; Nematoda; Chromadorea; Rhabditida; Ancylostomatidae.
AUGACGACUAAGACUAUCCAUGGGAACUCACAAUUCCAAAAGCCCUCCUCUCUACGCCAGACGUGGGAGUCACCCGGUGGAGGGUACCGUAAUGAAAUAGACCACAUGUUCGUCAAUAGAAGGUUCUGCCUGACGGACGUCGCUGUUGUACCAAAGUUCUAUACGGGAUCGGACCAUCGCCUCCUCCGAGGGAGAUUUUCUUUCACAAGGAGAGCAGAGAAAGCCGCCAAGUUCAGAGGAAGAAAUCUCAGAGCUACCAUCAACUGGGAUCUCUUCGCUACGUUAGCCGGCUUUUGGGAAGAUUCCGCAAUGGACAACAUCGACGAGGAAUAUGACCGGCUCGUUGAACACCUUCACGACUGCGGAAAAAGGCUGAGACGUGGAGCAGCACGAGCCGCAGGAAACCAAGAACUUACGUCCGAGCUCGCAAGGCUUUGCAGAGAGGCGAUAAAGGAAGACCUUAAAGAGAGAAGAGCAGAAGUGCUGGCUGAGGCUGCAGAGGCGGGGAAAAGUAUCCGCUAUGCCCGUCGAGACUUCGCCAGUCGCAAGACGAGGAUGAUUGCUCUCCGGAACCAACCAAUCCACUUGCCUUCUCACCAUCUGAGGGAAGACGAACAUAUCAUUCCUGAGGUUCUCCCGUCCGAAAUACGACAUGCUAUCAUGUCGGUAAGAAAUCGUACGGCACCCGGUCCCGACAGAAUAAGACCAGAACAACUGAAGAACCUUCCGCCAGUACUCAUCAACACCCUGGCGAGGCUCUUUACACGUUACCUGUCGGAAUGCAAGGUUCCUAAACAGUGGAAGACCAGCAAACCGUGUUGCUGUAUAAAAAGGGAGAUCCACAUGACAUUGGCAACUAUCGCUCAAUCUGCUUACUGUCCGUCAUCUACAAGCUCUUUACAAGAGUAA